Molecule: messenger RNA, 2033 nt
Organism: Scleropages formosus (Asian bonytongue)
Lineage: Eukaryota; Metazoa; Chordata; Actinopteri; Osteoglossiformes; Osteoglossidae
Gene: chmp4ba
Product: charged multivesicular body protein 4Ba
Exons: 5
Coding region: 182-853 (223 amino acids)
Biological process (GO): vesicle budding from membrane; late endosome to vacuole transport via multivesicular body sorting pathway
Cellular component (GO): multivesicular body; cytoplasmic side of plasma membrane; ESCRT III complex
Source: RefSeq, a predicted model, not a curated record
CGUAAUGACGUCACGGGGCCUGUCGGGCAAGAGGAAGCAGAAAUAACAACAACAGCAGGGCGACCGAAUCGAGCAACGAGGCCGGCCAGAGUUGUCUCAUUUUUUCUGGGUGAAGUUUUGGCACACACCACGAAUCAAGAGAGUCGUUACUUGGGAUUUUUUGUUUACUCCGAGUCAAAGGAUGUCUUUGUUCACCAAGAUUUUUGGUACCGGUGGUAAGGGGGGCAAACCCCCGACACCUCAGGAGGCUAUCCAGCGACUUCGGGAGACCGAGGAGAUGUUGACGAAGAAACAGGAAUUUCUGGAGAAAAAGAUCGAACAGGAACUCAUUACGGCAAAGAAAAACGGCACUAAAAACAAAAGAGCUGCUUUGCAGGCCUUGAAACGCAAGAAGAGGUAUGAGAAGCAGCUGGCUCAGAUUGAUGGCACACUCUCCACCAUUGAGUUCCAGAGGGAGGCGCUAGAGAAUGCCAACACAAACACCGAAGUGUUGAAGAAUAUGGGCUUUGCGGCUAAGGCCAUGAAAGCCGCCCACGAAAACAUGGACAUAGACAAAGUGGACGACCUAAUGCAGGACAUCACAGAACAGCAGGAGCUGGCACAGGAAAUUUCAGAUGCCAUUUCAAAACCUACGGCAUUUGGGGAGGACUAUGAUGAAGACGAACUCAUGGCAGAAUUGGAGGAGCUGGAGCAAGAAGAAUUAGACAAAAACCUGCUGGAAAUUGGUGGCACAGAGAAUGUACCAUUGCCGAAUGUACCAUCCACAUCCUUACCUGCAAGACCAGCUAAGAAAAAGGAAGAGGAAGAUGAGGAUGACAUGAAAGACCUGGAAGCUUGGGCUGAGGCCAUGUAGCUGGAGCUAUGAAAUCAUCCUUAUUGUCACCUUAAACAGAUGGAAAGAAAGGACUUUGGUUUAGUGUGCUUGUUUUGCAUUUUCAGAAGAUACUCAAUAAAAUAAAUAAAAAUUCUCCAACAUCCAUAGCUCUCAAUGUCAACCCAAAGCAGUAUAGAGUGGUGAUGGAUUACCUUUAAAAAUAGGGUAAGUCUGUUUAUUAAAAAAAAAAAAAAAAAAAGAUGCCCCUUCUGAUAAGGAAUUUUGUCUCUAUUUGACCUACUUAGUACUGUACAGUCACUAUAAAGCUAAGUACAGUCCUCUGUGGAAGUCACUGACUUGCAUUGUGCAUCUUGGAUUUAAAAGAAAAACAAUGGGAACAGCAUAAACUAAACAUAAAGGCAUUGCUAUCAGGAACUCUACAUGGCUAAAGUCAUUUUUGUGAGGUUUUCAGUAAUGAUCCUUUCUUGAGUUUUAUUUCACCAGAUUUUGCUUCCGAAGUACUUUGGCACUAAAUGUUAUAUACACAAUUAUACUUCAUGGUUUUCCUGUAAAAAGAAAAAGUCAGUAAUGGUAAGAUUAAAUAUGAGUAUGUAAAGUCUACUACUUUGAGUUAUUCAUCGUAAAACUCAAUUUGCAAACUGGUCCUUACAAAAUACAGCCAACUCUGCAACCUGCAAAACAUGUUUGAAGCGGGCUAUUCUUUGUGAGAAUUAACUGUGUGUUUGUGUGUGCGCGUGUGUGUGCCUCAUGAAAACAACACUAGAAAGUGUUUAAAAUAUAAAAAAAGCUUUCGGAUAAAGUUUGGUCUAGAGUUUAAACAUUUAUAAGAAUUAUUAAUGGGGUUUUGUGCUGGUUUAUAAACCUAGAAUAAAUGAUUGUAUUAUUCCAGUCACAUUUUGAGAAUAAUGGUUAUUUAAGGUUAUGACUUUUGUUAACUUUCCCUAACAUUUUGUAGCUGAUUUCUAGUGUUUAGUUUUUUUCCAUAAUAGUCUAAUAUUCCCAUAAACCAUGUAAAAUAUGUAUAUUCUGUCUGUAAAGAAAAAAAAGCCACUUUGACAUGUUCUGUAAUACUUAAUAGUCUUUGUUUUCCAGGCUUUCGGCCUUUAUUCCUCAUUGUUUGUAUCUUAUUUCCUUUCUCUCAGUCUUCCCACUUAUCAACACCUGCCCUUGUUUUUAUGAUACACCAGAAUUAAACUUU